GCCACCGGUGAGAGCUUAGAAUCUCGAUACGCUCGGAAUGAGAAGAUGGUGAAGUGAUGUGGCGAAGAAGCCAUGGAAUUCACGUACAGCUUGGCAGAAACUCGUUAUUCCCUACAAUUUGGCAGGGAAGUCUCCGUACGCUUGAAUAUUAAUUGUAUGUGUCGUUACAGCUCAAGACAAAAACCAGAGUCAUCUUACACCAAAAACAAUGGACUCUUCCUUGCAAUCUUUACAAGGGCUUCAUCAUCUUCCGAGGAAAUCUUGUUCCGCUGUCUUCUUUUUCAAAAGCUUAGUGGAAGUUUCGCUUUAAAGGGUGUUUGCUCUGGAGACUCUGAGAGUUCAAUAGAGGGGUGAAAAGAGUAAUGUUUGUUGGCAUGGAUGUGGUGAAACCUACUUCUCCGAUUACCGGUGUGGUGGAAGAUAUGUUAUAUGUUGCGCUGGGAGAAAAGGUGAAAAAGAACAAAUUACUCUUGCUAUGGGCAUUGCAGAAUUCUGGAGGAAGAAAGAUUUACAUUAUUCUCGUUCAUCGGCCUGCAAAAGUUAUCCCCAUCAUGGGAGUAAAAUUUCCAGCAAGCAAACUGGAAAAAAAGGAAGUCGAUGCAUAUCAGGAAAUUGAAAGGAAAGAAAUGCAAAACAUCCUGGAUGAGUAUUGUCAAAUCUGCCGCGAAAUGGGGGUAGAGGCAGAAACACUAUAUACUGAAAUGGACCGUGUAGAGAAGGGAAUUUUGCAGCUCAUCACCAAGCACGGCAUCAGCAAGCUUGUUAUGGGAGCAGCAGCAGAUAAGCACUACUCAAAGAGAAUGAUGGGCCUCAAGUCUAAAAAAGCCAUCUAUGUGCGUCAGCGUGCACCUCUUUCUUGUCGCAUACAAUUUAUCUGCGAAGGGCGCCUUAUUUACACCAGGCAAAACACUACAACUGGAUCGUCAACAUCUAUGGGAUCACCAUCUGAGGAGACAAAUAUUAGUGUAGCACCCUCCAGUUCAGCUCAAGUUUCGUUCUGCUGUGAAGGUGAAAGCAGAACAGUCAUUUCUUCCUUUGAUGGUACUGAAGAGCUACCAAUUCCAAGAAGAAGGUUUGAUGAGGAAGGGAGCUCAGAUGAAUGCACUGAAUCUUCAAGGAGGUAUCCUCCUGAUUCAGGUUAUUCAACGUGCUCUUCUAGUGGAGCACUUGACAUGACUCGGGUUUCAUCUGCUAGGUAUGAGGGGAGUGUCAAUGAGCGAGAGCAGCAUGGAAAUAGAAAUGACACUCUCUUUCAACAAGCCAUGGCUGAGGCUGAAAAUGGUAGACGAGAAGCUCUUCAAGAGGCAGAGAGGAAUGGCAAAGCCGAAAAAGAUGCAGUGGAGACUAUGCGCAGGGCUCGACUGUCAGAAAGAUCAAGUGCCGAGGAGUUGAAGCAAAGGAAAGAAAUUGAGGAAGCCCUUGCAAAAGAGAGAGAAGAACACGGAAAGGUGAAAAACCAGCUAAACCAAGUCAUUCAAGACCUCCAGGUUGCUUUAGAUAGACAAUCAUCACUGGGGAACCAAAUUUCAGAAUAUGAUAAGAUGGUAAAGUGGUUGGAGCUAAAGAUUGCCUCUUCUGUGGAACUCUUGCAAACUUCCAUAAAAGAAAGGGACGAGAUGCAGGUAGAGCGUGACCAAGCACUAAAAGAAGCUGAAGCGCUGAGAAAUAAACAAGAAGAGGUCUCUAGCACAGAUAUGGUUCAAUGCCUCUCUGACCUUUCAUUCUCGGAGAUUGAGGAAGCAACCCGGAACUUUGAUCCAUCCCUAAAAGUUGGAGAAGGAAGACAUGGGAGGGUAUAUAAAGGUAUCUUGUGUCAAACCGAGGUGGCUAUUAAAAAGCUUCACUAUCAUAACUCAGGAUUUCAACUUCAGGUUGAUGCAUUGAGCAAGUUGAAGCAUCCAAAUCUUGUCAUGCUUAUUGGAUCCUGCCCAGAAGCUCAGGCUCUUAUCUUUGAGUAUCUUCCUAAUGGAACCCUUGAAGAUCGACUCAGCUGCAAGGACAACACUCCCCCAUUAUCAUGGCAAACUCGAGUAUGUAUCGCAACAGGACUGUGUUCUGCCCUCAUCUUUCUUCAUUCCUCAAAACCUGUCAGCAUUUUACAUGGUGAUUUGACACCUGCCAAAGUUCUCCUUGGUGCCAACUUUGUUAGCAAACUCUGCGACUGGUGUCCACUAUCUCAGGACCAAAGUUUAAACAAGAACAUAACAAGGUUUUGGAGUACCGAGCGGAAAGGCAUUACUUUCCCAUAUCUUGAUCCUGAGUUCCUCUUUACAGGAGAGCUUACUUUAAAGUCAGAUGUCUAUUCAUUUGGAAUAAUAUUAUUACAGUUGCUAACUGGACGGCCACCACUGGGGAUACAAAAGGAAGUGCAAUAUGCAUUAGACGCUGGAACGUUACAAACUGUCUUGGAUCCUUUGGCUGGAGAUUGGCCAUUUGAGCAAGCUGAACAGUGGGCUCACUUAGCAUUAAGGUGUUGUGAAAUGUACCGGAAGAACCGACCACACCUUAGGUCAGAUGUCUGGACUGAACUUAAACAAAUGAAGGUUUUAGGUGGAUGCACACACUCAUCCCAGCUGGGUUAUGAAGGGUACUCUGAACCUCCUCCAUAUAUUCUCUGUCCCAUCUCCCAGGAAGUCAUGCAAGAUCCUCAUGUGGCAGCAGACGGUUUUACUUAUGAAGCGAAGUCUUUAAGAGAAUGGUUCGACCGUGGACAUGACACUUCACCCAUGACAAAUCUGAAGCUUGAACAUUACCAUCUUGUACCAAACCACGCUCUUCGUUCCGCCAUUCAGGAGUGGCGGCAAAGGCAUUGAAAUCUGAAUGUUUUCUUUCUCUUUAGUUUUGAAUGUAGUUUACAAUGUUUUUGGUUCUGAUGCGCAAAGAUUGGACCAAUAUUAUAUAUCAAAUCCCAAGCCCCACAAACUAUACGGCCAGCUGACUAGCAUUAAGCCAACCAUACAAACACAUAUUAAUGUACCUCAUUACUCAUGAAGGAAAAAGAAUUAAACACGA
Juglans regia (Persian walnut) is the source of this 3012-nucleotide messenger RNA. Its product is annotated as U-box domain-containing protein 33-like. The coding region runs from base 363 to 2813 and encodes 816 amino acids. NCBI's taxonomy places the organism in Eukaryota, Viridiplantae, Streptophyta, Magnoliopsida, Fagales, Juglandaceae. Gene Ontology annotation, molecular function: ubiquitin-protein transferase activity; ATP binding; protein kinase activity. The transcript is spliced from 9 exons. Gene Ontology annotation, biological process: protein ubiquitination; protein phosphorylation. The record is from RefSeq and is a predicted model, not a curated record.